This is a messenger RNA of Anoplopoma fimbria (sablefish), 1216 nucleotides long. RefSeq names its product NCBP2 antisense 2 (head to head) (gene ncbp2as2). The transcript is spliced from 2 exons. The record is from RefSeq and is a predicted model, not a curated record. Bases 151 to 456 code for a protein of 101 amino acids. NCBI's taxonomy places the organism in Eukaryota, Metazoa, Chordata, Actinopteri, Perciformes, Anoplopomatidae.
ACUCAUGCGGGGGGAGCUUGGAGAGAAGUAGUGUGAAACCAACUUCGCUCUCGCUUUACCGUGUGUUGUGUCAUACAGCGUUAUUGAGACAGCGGAAGGCCGGACUGAGGAACCGUUCUCCUUCAAGGUUCUCCGAGAACAAGCGACAACAUGCUCGCUCGCAUGUUAUUCAACCUCCUCAACAACCUCCAUGUGGUGGAGAAGUUGGCGGAGUCUCGUCCGAUCCGCAGGGCGGCCCAGAUCACCGCCUACGCCAUCACCAAGGCUCAGAUAGCCGGCCGCGACGCCUCGCAGCGGGUCAUGCGGUCGCAGACGCUGCGGCAGGUCCGGGACGAGGCCGGCAAAGUCCCCGGUGACCUGGGAGAGAUGGGCCACCGCCUCAAGAGAGUCAAGGAGACAUUUGUGAAUGAAGUGAAGGGGGGCUGGAAGGACGGAUCCAAACAGAUCAAGAAAUAAAAGAGGACUGGGCUGGCUGUGGAGGUGUUAAAGCGACUGAUAACUUUUAUGGCCAGUUGUUAAUAAGCUGACAACAUCUCUUGUUUUUGUAGAGUAUUGAGCCAACAGUGACUCAAGGGGUUCAAAUGACAAGUGAUGUAAAAACAAUCUGCCUCAGUAAUGCAAUACAAGAGUGUGGUGGUUAAGGUCAGACAAAGGGGCCUUCAUAUUGGACACUGAUCAGUUCACAACCAUGAAUGGUGGUUAUUUUGUCUGCAACCUAUGGCUAGAUACUUUAAAGGGGAUAAACUAAAUAAAUUCUCUGUAUUCACGUCUCUAAGAAUGCAUGGGAAUCCAAAGUGUGUAUUUCAUCUUUCAGAAAGCCUGUGGAAAAGUAGGAACAGUCUAUUUACUCAUUCUAAGUGUGAGGCAAGGUUUAGUAAGGUUAAGUGCACUUUUUCUAAAGUAAAGUGAUGAUUCAAUGAAGACAGACCCUCAGUACUGCCGUCUAUCUAUGGCAUCUUCACUUUAGUCUGCGAUACCAAACCACAUACUGUUAGUUCAACAAAUGAUGUCCUGUUUUUUUCUUCCAUUUUCCCCCACCUAUGUGGACUACAAUCCCACCCCAAAAAGCUUUUAUGGAUCUUUAAGAAGGUGUCCUGGUAAACAAUUUGAUCAGGAAUAAAUGUUCAUAAAGGGAUAGAUGUGAUGAUGAUAUAUAUAUAUAGACAAUGAAUUUACCAUUUGGUUCUGACUGUAUGAAUAAAGUUUAUAAUUUAUA